Messenger RNA from Pelodiscus sinensis (Chinese soft-shelled turtle), 1346 nucleotides. The record is from RefSeq and is a predicted model, not a curated record. Lineage: Eukaryota; Metazoa; Chordata; Testudines; Trionychidae.
AUGCGUUGCAAAGAUGGACAGCGGGGGGCGCCAGGGCGCCCAGGGGAGGAGCCUGGAGCCAGGACCAGGUCGCUGGACCGGGAGGCAGAGCCUCCAGCUGCCCGUCACGCCCUGGCCAUCUCCCAGCAGGCCGAGCUCAUUUCCCACCAGCUCCAGGAGAUCCGGCGUCUAGAGGCGGAGCUAACCGGACUCCGGGCCACCGCCCUCCAGCAGGAAGCCACAGCAGCCGCGAGGGAGAGCACCUUGGCCUGCCUGCAGGGGGAGCUGGAGCAGCUGAGGGGGAGGAGCCAGGCCGAGGGCGAGGCCCUGAGGGCGGAGCUAGAGGAGCAGAAGAGGCGUGGCCAGGCAGAAGCUGCUGCCCUGAAGGCGGAGCUAGAGGAGCAGAAGAGGCGUGGCCAGGCAGAAGCCGCUGCCCUGAAGGCGGAGCUGGAGGAGCAGAAGAGGAGUGGCCAAGCGGAAGCUGACGCCCUGAGGGCGGAGCUAGAGAUGGCCGUGGAGCGGCACCGGCAGGAGUUGGCGGCGGUGCAGGGGGAACUGUGGGCGGCGCUGGAGAAAAGGGAAGCCCUGAGCCAGCAGGCGGCAGAGCACAUGCAGGAGGUGCUGGGUGAGCACAAGGCUGAGCUCUCCCGUCUCCACCAGGCCCAUGGGGCUGAAGUUAGCUCCCUGUGGCAACAGUCCCUGCAGCUGGAGCAGGAGGUGGAGGCACGGAGACAAGCGAGCCAGAGUCUGCAGGAGCAACUGAGGUAGGAACAGCCGCCGGACCCCCCGUCAGCUUCCUGAUUUGCCAGAGUUCCUGACUCUCGGGAACGGUAGGAGGGAGAACAGCAAAAUAAAGACAGUGGCUUCAGGGGUGGGGAACUCUUUUCAGGUCGGGAGCCACUGACCCACAAAACAUCAGUCAGGGAUCUGGGGCUGCGGGGAGACAGCGGUGGUGGGGGUGGUCUGGCGUGUAGGCGCCCCAAUGCUGGGGGAGGCCCACCCCGAGCUAGAAACAUAAAAGGUAACAUUGAGGGUCACCUAAAAAGACAUUAGAAACAAGAGGAAGACCACAGACAAGGUAGGCCCACGGCUCAGGGAAGAAGGAAAAACGGUGACAGAAAAUGUGGAGCUGGCAGAGGUGCUUAACGACUUUGUGUCGGUUUUCACCAAGACGCUUCUGGUGCUUGGACGCCAGUGACAAUGGGGUAGGUUAUUCACGGUUCAGAACAAGUGGGGUUCCGCAGAGAUGGGGUCUGCUGUGGGAUCAGUUCUGGUCCAGAUCUUCAGCGAUGUUGAGAUGGUGUGGGGAAAGGUUACGUUUACACUUGCGCCCACCUUCAAGAGAGGGAUGCAAAUGAAGACAUUCG